Paramisgurnus dabryanus is the source of this 2651-nucleotide messenger RNA. RefSeq lists its product as uncharacterized. Gene Ontology annotation, molecular function: DNA-binding transcription factor activity, RNA polymerase II-specific. Gene Ontology annotation, biological process: regulation of transcription by RNA polymerase II. Gene Ontology annotation, cellular component: nucleus. NCBI's taxonomy places the organism in Eukaryota, Metazoa, Chordata, Actinopteri, Cypriniformes, Cobitidae. The record is from RefSeq and is a predicted model, not a curated record.
GUGAAGCUCCUCCUACAACAAUCCACCAAUAAAUGCUGGAGUCAAACACAGAGAGAAAUCACUCCAUGUGUGACAACUGAAAUCUUCAUGAUAUAAUGUUGAUGCUGGUGAAAGAGGAGCUUGAGAAGAUGACAGAUACACAACCAUGCAGAAUAAAGGAAGAAGAUACUGAGGAACAAAUAGAUAUGAUGGAAGUGAAAGAGGAGAGUCAAGCUGAAGUGGAUGAAAAACAUCAGAUUGUAAAAAUAAACCAUAAUGUUUCACAGAAAGAAACUCUGAAGACAGAAGACAUAAAGUGUGAAAAUAGUUUCAGUGAAGAUGAACGCCCUGCAGAUCACAAGAGGACUCACAGUAAGCAGAAACCUUUCACAUGUCAACAGUGUGGAAAGAGUUUUAGAACAAAAGAUAACCUUAAAGCACACAUGAGGAUCCACACUGGAGAGAAACCAUUCACAUGUCAACAGUGUGGAAAGAGUUUCACCUUUCAAACGAACCUUAACCGCCACAUGAAAACUCACAGUGGGGAAAAGCCACACGCAUGCCAUCACUGUGACAAGAGUUUCAUAGAUAAAAGUCAACUUAAGAAACACAUAAGAGUUCACACUGGAGAGAAACCUUUCACGUGUCAACAGUGUGGAAAGAGUUUUUCUAUUGAAAGUAACCUUAAGAUACACGCAAGAAUUCACACUGGAGAGAAACCUUUCACGUGUCCACAGUGUGAAAAGCGUUUCAUAGAUAAACAUGGACUUGAGAUUCAUGUGAGAAGUCACACUGGAGAAAAACCUUACAUAUGCUCUCAGUGUGAAAAGAGUUUUACAUGUCGAAGUAAUCUUAAGACACACAUGAAAGUUCACACUAGAGAAAAACUGUUCACAUGUCUUCAGUGUGAAAAGAGUUUCAUAAAUAAACGUGGACUUAAUAAUCACAUGAGAAGUCACACUAAAGAGAAACCGUUCAAAUGCCAUGAGUGUAAAAAGAGUUUCAAAACAAAAGCUUAUAUUAAAAUACAUGCAAGAUUUCACACUCAAUAGAAACCAUUCAUGUGUCAACAGUGUGGAUAUGGCAACAAAGUUUAUAAAUCAGCUGAGGUCUUUUUAAUAAAACUGUGCGUAGGAUCCUUACUUAAAGAGCCACACAGAUCCAAAAUUGAAACUGACCUGUAUUGCAGUGUGUCAUGUAGCUGUCCAUCAAUGUAAACAAUGUGCAAAGUAGUUGAACCAAAAAGUGCACGAUUAAUAAAGUUAUUGGCAUCUAAAGUAGGGAGUCGACUCUGAAUCGCUGAAACGAGUCGUCAUAUGGAUUGAAUCUCCUGCCUGACUUUAUCCACAUAAUACGUAAUAACAUAAUGGUUCAGUACCCACUUUAUUUGGAACAACAUGCAUCUCCUAACCAUAACUUGUAAGUAUGAUUAUAGCUACAUACUUGCUUAAAUGAGUGUAAAAAUUUGAAUGUCUGUUGUCGUUUUUAUAACUUGGACUAAUGAUGAAUGAUGUGUAUUGAUGAUGUUGUUUAAACUCUUAAUAUACUUUCAGAGAGUCACGUUAGCAAGUGGCUAACGUAUGCUGCACUUACGGUUUUGCUAUGACCCGGUUAGUUUACAUAAAUGCUUAAAGGUAUUGCGGAAGAUUUUCUUUUUUCGGGUGGAUCAUCAAGACUAUUGGUCCUCCUAGUUGUCAAUCAGGAGUGUUGCGCAAUUGCAUUUUUUAAAAAGUGAAGAAGGCGGUUCUUUUCUAAAAUUCAAGAAAAUCCUCCGCUACACCUUUAAAUGAGUGUAAAAUAGUUUCUGUCAUCAUUUUUAUUGCUUGGAUUAAUGAUAAAUGAUGUGUAUUGAUGUAAAUAAUCUGCCACUGAUAAAUGAUGUGUAUUGAUGUAAAUAAUCUGCCACUGAUCUGUGUCAGUUGACCAAUCAGAGCAGAGUAGGCUACUGAAAGGUGGGGUUUAGGCUAGGGCUGGGUCAGAAUAUUCGAUUAUUCAAAUAUUCGUUUGGUGGGUUGUAGGGUUGUGACAAUUAAUCGGGCAAAUGCGCGUUUUCUCAAUGAAUGAAUUUGAAUGAAUUACGGUGAUAUGCAACCACAUCCAAAACCCAGAGGGCGCUCUCAUGCAGAAACACCAUUUGUGCUACAGAAGAAGUAGCAUUACUAAUGCUGCGUUCCAGGCAACCUGUAACCCGUAACUCACGACUUCAAAACCACGACUCUGAACUGGGAGUACAUCGAUCUAGUACGAGUUCACGGGUGGGAAGUCACGGGUUUGACUGCCGUUCCAGUGCAAUUUCACCGGUAGAAGGUUGUAAAAACACGAGUUACAGGCUGCCUGGAACGCAUAGGGUCGUGAGUCGUGGUUUUGAAGUUGUAACUCACGGGUUUAAAAACCUGCCUGGAACGAAGCAUAACACUACUCCAGGAAAUAUCUAGAGGCAUAUUUAUAUCGCUGUUCUUCAGAUUGUUUCAGGUAUUUUCAUGAUGAUAAUAAAUAAUAUUUUAAAUGAUUGUGUUUGACGAGUGUUGCUUUUUUAAAUGCACGUUAUAAACGAGUCAAACUUGUAGUGAUUUUAAAUUGAUAAGGACUUCCUACUGAUCACGGAGCCGUAGUACAUGCACAAGCUGUGCAUGAAACACUGAAUCGGAGCCUUACGAUUCAGAAUCGAUUUU